GAGCCUCGGAAAGACCAAAUUAGGGUCUCCGUAGGCACGCCCUCCCGUGACGUCAGUCCGAACGGUUCCCGUGUACGGGGCGCUGUGUACGUAGCGAUGGUUGGAUGUUGCAAUCUAGUCAGCUGAGAGCAAUGUGCGCCUUCAGUUUGUCAGUGUGACCGCGGGGACCUGUGGGACGGUGUGGAGGUUUUUUGGAGAAGUGUGGAAGGGUCCCCGGAGUUGGCUGUGUGUGCGCGCCUCAGGAUGAAAGAUCCGUUAUUAUUGGGCUCGGCUGCCGUACUUCCCGGCACCUCGCUGCAGAAAGCCUGUAAGUUGUUGGUCUUCUUCUGCGCCCUUCACCUCACCGUUACCCUGGUCUACUAUGUGUCCGGAGGAGAGCUCAGCUUCUUCCAGUACUUCUCCGAGAACCAACAACGGCAGAACGCCAACAGGAACCUCACCACAGGAGGACCACUCUUCAACCUCUCCAAACAGGUCAUCUCCAAGACUAUGGAAGGCCAAGGCUUGGAGACCAUCAACAGUGGCUUGGAGACCACCACCCAUGGCUUGAAGACCACCACUGCUCGGCCACCUCUCCUGGUCUCUACCCAGGUGCCAGGCUGCCCGGAAAACUCCCCUUUACUGGUGGGCCCUUUAAGGAUUGAGUUUUCAAUAUCCGUUAAUCUAGACGACGUGAAGAAAACCAACCCAAAUGUAAUGGAAGGAGGGCGAUUCAAGCCAAAGGACUGCAAGGCAGUGCAGAAAGUAGCCCUCAUUAUUCCAUUCAGAAAUCGUGAUGAACAUCUGAAGUAUUGGUUAUAUUACCUGCACCCUAUUUUACAAAGACAGCAACUUGACUACGGUGUUUAUGUGAUAAAUCAGGAUGGUGAUUCUACAUUUAAUCGUGCUAAGUUGCUGAACAUUGGCUUUGUUGAAGCUUUGAAAGAAUAUGACUAUAACUGCUUUGUCUUCAGUGAUGUUGAUCUCAUUCCAAUGGAUGAUAAAAACAUCUACAAGUGCUACAGCCAACCCAGACACCUCUCUGUAUCAAUGGAUAAGUUUGGGUUUGGGUUACCAUACACCCAAUAUUUUGGAGGGGUGUCUGCUUUAAGUAAAGAUCAGUUUGAAAGAAUCAAUGGAUUUCCAAACAAUUACUGGGGAUGGGGCGGAGAAGAUGAUGAUAUAUACAAUCGUAUUGCGUCUAGGGGUAUGUCAAUCUCUCGUCCAGAUGCUGUUACAGGAAAAUGCAGAAUGAUCCGUCACGAACGAGAUAAGAAAAAUGACCCAAAUCCAAAACGGUUUGAUCUGAUUGCACAUACAAGACAUACCAUGAAUUCAGAUGGCAUAAAUUCUCUCGCCUACAAAGUAGUCAAGACUGAAAAGCAUCCUUUGUAUACAAAAAUAACUGUGGAUGUAGGUCCUGUGCCAAGCUAACAUUUGGAGUUUGGCCAAGAAAUCAUUUUUCAUUGACUAUUUCUACUAUGCUGGUAUGGUGGCAAUUUAAAAAUAUUUUUUCAUUAUCGGAUUUUAACUUUUUACAGGUGUACUGCAUUUAUACACAGUUUGUUCCAUUUGAAUGUGUUCUAGAAAUUAUUGCCUCUGAAGAGAAAAAGAAGCAUUUACUUCAGGCUUGCUUUAUAAAUCAGUGGAGUGGAUCUUCAUUCGAUUGUAUUGCUGUACAAUGCUGCUAUAUUUUUUGGUGUUUACAGAGACCUAGUUGCCUGCUUCCAGUGAAAUAUGUGGCCUUUCCAGCUGGACAAGCACUGUGAGCCAAGCUCAAGAAAAGCACAUUUGUAAAUAUGUAUAUCAAAGGCAAUUUUUGUUGCGCUACAGAUUGAAAUUGAAAAAUGGCCUUGUAGGCACAGGCUUAUUUAUAUACAAUAUGGCUUCACGCUUUGUUUCUUUUUAUAAAUGUGAUUUUGGUCAGGUAAAGAACCAAUUUAAUUUUUUUUCUUUCAGCCAACAAAAAACUCAGUGACUAAAGUUUGAAACCGUUUCAUCUAAGCAUUUUAAUGAAUUGCGGUUCUAGGUUGCUUUUUACAGCUCAGCGGUGCCAUCGUGUUGCAUUUUUUUAGCUGGAAAAAAAAUUGGUGCACAUUAAGGGGAAUUUGCUAAAACUAGAGAAGCUGUGCAUAGGAACCAAUUGGCUUUUAUCAUUAUUUUGCAAAGCUUAACUGACCAAGCUGAAGUUCAAAGCUGAUUGGGUACUGUGCACAUGUUCACCAGAUUCUGUCUGCUGCAGUCUUGGGGCUCAUUAACAUGGAAGCUUUGCCCCAUGCCGCAUGCAUGUGCAUACUCUUUGUUUACUUUCUGUUUUACCACUGAGCUGUGUGCAGGCAACCAAUAUUGGUGAAUUACUGUAUGGACUCGCCUGCAGAGCUAAGUUUAACGGGUAUGCAGGAAUUGGUGCACAUACCCCAAUGACUGCUCAUGUGUAUCUGUCAAACUCUGCUGUACAGGUGCACGCAGCUCACUACUAGGACAGAAAAAUAAACCUAGGGCUCUUCAUGCUGUUUUGGGCCAAGAGCCUUACUAAAUCUAUGUACAGUUAUUCAGUUUGAUUACAGGAGGAUCUGCUAAUGAUGCAUUUGCUAUGUUAGUGGUAAUGUUGGUGACAAAAAAGUUGCAUUAUUCAAGCAGCUGUAGCCUUGCCAUAUUUAAAUGCUUUAACUUUUAUUAUUUAUGUGUUUGCUUGUAUUUAAGUUUGAUGGGCUCAAGCAGACAAACUGGUAGGUUUCCAGCUUUAAUGCUUUAUUUUUUCCAUUUCUAUAUUCUUCUCAGGCCUCCAUUGUUAUGUUAAAUUGUGUAUGUUGAUUUAUUACGAUGAUUGUAUAAAUGUAAAUUUAUAAAAAAAUAUGUUUAGCCAGCAGUGUCCUAACUCCUGGUACUUUAUGGAAAAUACUGCAAUGGUGAGGCUUAGUGCAUCAUGGCAUUCUUCACUGUACCCAUGUUUUCAGUUCCUUCAAUACAGGGUAAGUGGAGCUGGGAUGACUCCCAUUAAUAGAUCUAGUAAAUAUUUGUUGGAAGCAUGGCUAUAAUACAGUACACACUCUGUAUCUAAUGCUCUUGUAUCCGAUACUAAACAAAGACGCAGUGGUCCUAUCUGCAGUACUGGCAACUCCUGUUUAGUGGUCACCGUACCUUUUUUGUUUUGCCAGCUCAGUUUGCUCUUGGACUAAUGGAAUUGAAAGCAAAGAGAUUUAUGUCCAUUUAAACACUGCACAGAUAUAUGGUCAUAGAUGGACAAAUAGCUGGACAAGAAUGAUGGGCAGGAAAAUGCAUGCCACCCUCACAGGUGUAUUUGAAGCAGAGAUUUACUGCGGUCUUUGGUCAGUGCUGGGCAGCACACAACACGUGAAACUUAGAUCCUUUAUUUUUCAGUUUGCAGUAGGGCUUUCCAACGAUUUGAAAAUUGUAAUAAACCCUUCUGGCAUUGUUUCACUCAUGAAUACUCUAGUAGCUCAGAGAUUGUCAGAUAGUCUGAAGUAAUGCACAAAUUUGGGGUAUUGCCUUUUUUGGGCCACCUUGAGUUGUUCCUUAAUAUCUUGCAAAGCAUACACCAUUAAAAGUAAGACCCUAGUUGGCUUGUUUUUUAGUCUUCACUUAUAGCCAGCUUUUUAAAUACAAUAUUGUCUUUAUCUUUGUGCCUUAUCUUCCCAGAUCUUUAAUAACUAUUUAUAUAACUAUAACCUUUUCAGCGUCUGUUUUCACAAUGUUUUUAUGCAGCAAUAUAUGGACUAUUAGGCACACAUUUAUAAAAAAUUGUGAUCCACAUUUAUAGACCACUGUUGAUGUACAAUCAAACAAUGCAUUACAGUAAUCUCUGGGAUUUCAUUAUUCUGUUCAGUUUUGUGUUUUUGUUUUUAAAACUGCAGGUAUCCAGUUAUGAAUGUGAUUAUUAAGCAUGUGUAAGCAAGUUACAUUUGGAGUGUGACAUUGUGUUACAAAAGGUAUAUGGAAACUGACAGUAAUCCUCAUUUGUGUGAAUGGUUGUCAGCCAAUUCCUUUUAGGAUAAAGCAAAAUUCAAGUGGUGCAUGGCAAAUAUAUAUUUAAAUGUACAAUCAAGAUAAACUUGCAAACAGAAGUUUACUAUUGUCAAUUCCUAAUGUUUGUAAACUGUGCAUUAAAAGCAUAUUUUUAUAUGAAGUUGUAUAAUAAACUUGAAUCAAUCUUUAAA
This is a messenger RNA of Rana temporaria (common frog), 4157 nucleotides long. It is a transcript of the gene B4GALT1, whose product is annotated as beta-1,4-galactosyltransferase 1. The record is from RefSeq and is a predicted model, not a curated record. Gene Ontology annotation, molecular function: cytoskeletal protein binding; beta-N-acetylglucosaminylglycopeptide beta-1,4-galactosyltransferase activity. Gene Ontology annotation, biological process: protein N-linked glycosylation; carbohydrate metabolic process. Bases 244 to 1413 code for a protein of 389 amino acids. NCBI's taxonomy places the organism in Eukaryota, Metazoa, Chordata, Amphibia, Anura, Ranidae. The transcript is spliced from 6 exons.